Messenger RNA from Sycon ciliatum, 1888 nucleotides. RefSeq lists its product as uncharacterized. Lineage: Eukaryota; Metazoa; Porifera; Calcarea; Leucosolenida; Sycettidae. The transcript has 5 exons. Bases 495 to 1310 code for a protein of 271 amino acids. The record is from RefSeq and is a predicted model, not a curated record.
GCACGAGCCGUUCGUAUUGUCGCUGUUGCACCUGGACGAUAAUAUAAUAGGCUCCCGUCAGCGGUGUAGCAGUCAGAACUCCAGUGCAUCUCUCCGUGUCGUUACAAACUGUGGAUCUACGCUGAUAUGUAGUAUUACCGGUAUGCCUGCUCCGCUAUUUCCACAGCCAAGUCAAGUAAGUUCAGUGCAAAGCCAGGUAGGUGAGUGCCAGACAGUGCUGAAGGUGCGAUAUUCGAGCAUUGGAGGACGCAGACGUUGGCGAUAAAUCUUCUACCCAGCAUCGCGCAGCGCUAGCGAGCUGAGGAGAGCUAUUUUGCCAUUCACGUAAAGUUGUUUCAUACCCGAUAAUAGUCAGAGUGCCCAGAAGAUCGCUAACAGAGUUGCACCACGCUAGCAUCCCUUGGGAGCCGCCACUCUCCCAGACUGCCAGAGUAUCUCUUCCCGCUGCGUGUAUACCGGAGUUGGUCGGGACAGGGAGGUUUGCUGAGGACACGAUGGCACUGGCUGGCACAUACCACGUAGGGGCCUCAUCAGUGCUAAGAGAUGGCAAGAGCCCAUGUGGUGGCGACUGGACUGGAGACGACACAGAUCGACUAGCGGCACGACACGGGGGUAGCUCGGCACGGCAGCGGGCGCGCUACCAGCGGUCGGCGGCAUCGCUAGACGAGUGCUUGACCAUGUCAGCCGGCUGCCCGGGUCCAGAUUCCAGUGAGCUUGGAUCUCUGCAGCUGCCAGCAGGCCAUCCAGGUGUGGGGCCAAGACCAUGUUCCUCUGCUCCAUUUGGCCAGUACCAGCAGCAGCAGCAGCAGCAGUAUCGGCAUCAGUCGCCUCACCCGCACCUCCGACUGCUCAGCGAUGCAGUCAGCACGGACACACGCUUGCCACGAGGCACAAUGCUGGGUAUGUUCGAUGACGAUGACAGCAAUGACCUGGCGGGGGUUGCCAAUGACGUGGUCAGCUCUACAAUGGCCAACUCUGCAUCAGCCAGCGCAUCGGCCACCGCCACCAGUCGGCGACGCAAGGGCGGCCAUGUUGGUGCCCUCACCAAUGCCAUGCAACAGCUGGAGUUGCCAAGACGACGCAUCGGUCGUACCAAAGCUCCCAGUCCGCUCACCCUGAAUCAGCAGCCGGGGCCCUCGCGCGGACAGCAGCAGCAACAGCCGCGCUGGCACAUGGGCCGCACCAGCAGCGAGUGCGAGCUGCUUCAGUUCACCGCGGGACGGCACGAGUGCGCCGCGCGAGUGCCGAAAACGAGCACGGACUCCACGUCGUCCGUGGACAGCACCGACAGUGUCGGCAUGGUGUUCUGAAUCAGGGAUUAAUAAAAUACCGGUAUUUUACUAAUCCCUGUUUUGAAUCCAGUCAUGCCAGCCUGCUGCAUAGAAGCCGUAUUGUCCUGAAUACUAGCAUAAAUCUCGUACCCCCACUUUCAAGUUUGAGCCGAUUGUUCAAAUUAUUUUCACAUGAUUAUUAGUAGGAUGUCGCACUCGAAUCGAAUGUAAGUCACAUUCUUCCGUUGCCCUUGAAAUUCAGUGUAAAAAGGAGCAACUUCUAUUCGUGAACCCCUUGCAUGCACCAGGGCCGGAGAUGAUAGUGUUUCUGAAGCUGUUGCGAUAAAGCUGAUUCAAAUCACGGUUAGAUUUUUCAUCAACCACCACACCUUAACUGCGCUCUCCAGUCGACCUUUGAAAUAUCUUUACAGGGUCGAAUGCUGUGGCUUACUCUUAUUCGUUAGGGUAAUGAUACUUGAAGUAGUUAUUUGGAGCAGUUUUAUCGCAGCUGCCUCCUAGUAUUACUCAGACAUUGAUCUCACCAGUGCGUAUUCUUCGGCGUAAACCCCUUCAUCCGUGACCAUGACUAACGGCGCACGAUUCUCUUGAUCUGCUGA